CUUCGAAUGUAAUGGGUAAUUAUGCUGAAAAAGUGGACCGAUGUCCGUGUUCUUUCUCUCGGGUAUGCGUAUCGAGCAUGCACACGGCGACUUUAAGAUGGGACCGGAAUAGGUUCAUGUAUUUGUGAGGGAAUUAAAAAUUUGAACCAAUGAUGAAUUCUUUGACAAGAUUUUCGAUUAUUAUCGGUGUGAUUCUUUUGUUUAAUGUGGAGAGACUAGUAUCAGGUCAGGGGACGCGCUGCGACGGUACCGAACAUGCGGGGACCAACGAUCCAAACAACAAGAACAACGACCUGGACACGGAUACAGGGCUAGGGGUACUCCUUGAUGCCACAGACAAAGAGUACAUGACGGAUUGCUGUGGGGUGAUAGAGUCAUGGCGGUUCUAUGUCAAAACGAACACCGGUACUGUCGACCUGCAGGUUUGGAGGCCGGACGGGACAGGCUCAUUCACCUUGGUGGGCAAGAAUUCCCGGACCGUCAGCACGAUAAACAAUGAAAUAACGUACCUAGUGCCCGUAAGUGAGAGAAUUUCUGUUCUGGAUGGAGAUUAUUUGGGCUUCUAUACCAGUGGAAACCCUAUGAUAUCUCACAAACAAGAAGGCGGCGGGAACGAUCGCUACACCUAUUCCACUAUAAUAGGGGCCAAGAAUGUAGGGGAUUCUUUCGACUGGAGCGCCGCGACACCGGCCACGGAGUCCAGAACGUACGCCAUCAGAGCCGAUCUGGGACCAGGGAACGCCCCAACGUUUACCAAUCUCCCCAAUACGCUGACACUGACUGACGACAGAGCGGCCAACACGCUGCUCUUCACCGUGUCCGUCAAUGACGUCGACCCCCAGGACACACCCACACUGGUCGGCUUAACCACAAUCAUAGAUUUCACGUUUAACGCAGCAAAUGGAGAAGUAAAAAAUACUGGAGCCCUUCCGGUAGGAACAACAGAGCUUCAAUUUCGAGUCGACGAUCAAUGCAGUGGUACAACAGAAACAUUGACUAUUGUUGUUAACAAUAUUCCCCCGGUGAUCACCAACCUGCCCUCCACCUACGACAUUUCCGAGGACCAGACGGCAGAGCAGCUAUUGUACACCCUGACGGUGACCGACGGCUCACUCAGUGACCGAGUCACGUGUUCGACCGACUCCAUCACCCCCUCCACCGACAACUUCUUCGUCAGACUGAUCGCUGGAACUACAGAUUCUUACGGAGUGUACGUGAAGGCUUUACCCUCCCUUUCCUACGAUUCCGUCCGUCAGUACGCGGUACUGAUCAGCUGUACAGAUACCAAGACACCAGUCACAGACACACUCACCAUCUUUGUCACCAAGAACAACCCGCCAUCCUUUGACAACCUACCAGCUACCAAAACAGUGAUAUCAUCAAGUACGACAACCGGAAGUACCGUGUACACAGUAACAGCCACUGAUUCAGAUUCCCCGCAGCUGUACUUCAAUAUGACGUGUGUUCCGGUCACAUGUCCAUUCGUUAUUCACCACUCUGGAGAAAUUCUGGCCACCUCCGAUCUGACGUCACACACAGUGCCGGGGUACGACCUGUACAUUUACGUCAACGACGGCAAAACUCUGGUUGGGCCCCGUACUCUAACCGUCAUUAUUUCAGGAAUAAAUACAGCGCCGACGAUAACAAACCUCCCAUUGUCCUCAGCAUUGUCAGUACCAGAAAAUGGCGGCCUUUCCGCUUCCGUUUACCAGGUUUCUGUGACGGAUGUGGACGUUGGUCAGACCCAUACUUUCUAUGCAUCGUACAGCCCUAGCACUGGCUCAUCACUUUUUUCAAUGAAUCCAACGACUGGGUUGAUUUCUACGUCUUCAACUCAGGCGAUUAACUACGAGGCGCUUGGAGCUUCAGGGAGGAGCUAUGUGAUAACUGUUACAGUAACUGAUGGUUUCGACACCGCCACUCAGUCACUCUCUGUCGCUAUCACAGAUCAGAACGAGGCUCCGGUCUUUGGAAAAGCGUCGUACGCUAUUUCUGGAAACGAAGGAAACGCGGGAACAACAGUUGGGGAUCCCUCCUUUGACGUCACCGAUCCUGAUGCUGGCGCAACAAAAGCUUUUUCUAUUGACUGUCCUUCGUUUGUAAUAAAUUCAAACAGCGGCGUGGUAACGUUUAGUCAUGACUAUGACCUAGAUGUGGCAGGCACCGCCCCCUCUGUCACGUGCAUUGUGACAGUAUCUGAUGGUGACCUCACAGACACCGCCUCAUUGGUCAUCACUAUCAAUGACGUUAAUGACCACACGCCUAGAUUCACUAGCGCCACCUUCACGUUUUAUGCCCAGCCAAACACCGGAGUGGGUACAGCACUUGGUUUUAUAACGGCUUCCGAUAAUGACGCCGGGGCUUUUGGAACUAUUUCCUACACUCUGGACCAGACUGGACUAGGAUUCGAGUACUUUGGAGUCAAACAUGACGGGGAAUUCUACGUCAAGAGCAGCUUACUACUCUUCUCCUCCGGGACCACAUUAUCUCUGUCAACUGUCGUCAAAGAUUCGGGGGGACUCCAGGACACCGCCGCGGUGACUGUAAUUAUCCCAGAAUCCACCACGGCUGCACCAACCACCACCACAGAUCGUCACGUGACUUUUUGGAUGGACCCGCGGAACAUUGCCUGGGUUACGGUGGCGGUGAUAUUGUUUACUGGACUAUUUCUGUUCUGUGCAUAUCUCAUAGUUCGAUUUGGAAACUUCGCCUUUUUCCAUAAUUUUUUCAAACCGAGCCAAGUGACAGCGAAAAAAUGGCCUACACACAGAAAAACAAGAAUAAGGUAUUCAAAGAAUCCAUCAAAGGAUAGAUGGGAACCAUGGCGGGCGCAUUCAACCGAAUACCUGGCAAGGGAGAACGUCUACUAAUUUGAUAUGAAGAAUAAUCUCUCGUCAAAGAACAAAUGGAUUAUGUAUAUGAAUCUUGCCUACAGAAUUUAUUAAGGAAAGGGUUGUUAUAUUUGCAAAUGAUUAAAUAAAAAGAAAAAUAGAUAUAAAUAUAUAUUCAUUUAUGUUGUAACACUUUAACAAAAUUGUAUUCAUUACAUGACUUUUGGAUUACUUUGUUUAAAUUAAAGUAAGUUUAAUAUGAUAGUACAUGUAUUAUUAUAAAUGCGAGAUUGUUAUUCACUUGAUGUUUAUUUUUAUAUUGUAUCUUUUCGUAUUUAAAUGCACCUAGUAAAUUCAAAUUUACUGGAACAUCUGUCUCAAAUGAAAUUCUUUUGGUGAUUUUCUGUAUAUCCAGUAUUAUAUGAGAACAGUACAAUGUAGGUGUUUUCAGAGUUGUACCGUUGGUGAAUUUAAAAUCCACCGCAUUUGGUCGCCAUCGGUGAACUUUGUUAGUCAGUGGCAACCAAGUGAUGCCUUUUGUAGCAAUUUUACCUGUAAUAACUAUGAGCAAUUUUUAUUAUACUCAAAUAAAUGGUAGUCUUUGGUUAUACUUUGUAACCAGUUAUAACCAUCUGAUUAUAUAAAAUAGAGGGUUAAAAAGUAUCCUCCAUUAAGUUUCAUCAAAAAGCUUAUUUUAAUGGUUUAUUUUAACUCAAACAAAAGAGGUCAUAACAAUACGAAACUUUUAUGACAAUUCUAUUCCAACUUAUAUUAAGACACAAUUGAAUACUACAAGAUUACUAUCCAUCAAUGCAAACAUCAAAUAUCUAUCGUAAAAUUUAUUUAACAAAUUCAGCAAAAGUAUAUAUCACACACUAUCUAAUAUUUCUGGGUACGGGGGCAAACUCUAAUAAGCCUGCAUUUGUUUUAAUUCGUAUUCAAAAUAUUCUAUGCAACAAAAUAUCAAACCAGUUAUUAUUUACAUGAGUAUCAAUAGGUUUCUUAUUGCCCAAUCUAAUUAAAAUUAGAUGUUAGAUACGCAUGCUUACUCGCUACACAUAGCGAGUAAGCGAGCGGAUCUAACAUCUCAUUUUAAUUAGAUUUCUUACUGCCUGACAUAAUGAAUUGCAUAAUGUAAGUAAGUAAAUAAUUUAUUAUAAUGACAUGUGUAUAGAACAUCAUUACAACAUUCCUUUAACAAACAUAACUUCAAUACACCCGGCCCAACGGACCUAUAAGUCACUUUCAAACUGUUACAAUAUGUGAAUAAAUUUUACAUGUUUUAGGAGCAAGAUGGUUUUGUCAAGUUUUUCUGUUUUAAAUUGUAUAAUUCAUUAAUAAAAUAAGCGAUUUUGGCGGGAAUAGUUACAUAUUAGGUCAACAAAUAGAGUACUAUCAUUUGCAUUAUUUUGACUUACAAAUAAAUCAUAUCCAAUUUUAUAAAAUAAAUGUCUUCUCUGAUUAUUAAAGAAUAGAUAAAAUUGAAUGUAAUAAAAAUGCUUUUCAAUUUCGAUUUCGUUAAGAUCACAUAGGUUACAUAUUCUGUCCUCUACCGGUUUUCCUCUGUAGCGACCUGUAUCAAUCCUUAGGGGGAGACCACCACAUCUAAACAUUGCCAAUUUUGAUCUGAUGGGUUUUGGGAGAUCUAGCGUAAUGUAUUUUUCGACUGUGUUGUUGGGUUUUAAAAGGAUAUAUGUACGAAGUUUGGUACACUUGGGAUAUCUUUGUGCCAUUUAUGUCACCUUCUAAACUUUUGCUUAAGCUCUAGGAUUGCUGAUUGAUUUAGUGGUGACCGAUUGCUACCAUUUGGAACCAUUUGUAGAUUUUGGUGAGCGAACUUGCCGAAGGUAACAAUCUGGU
Messenger RNA from Magallana angulata, 4691 nucleotides. Its product is annotated as protocadherin Fat 4-like. The transcript has 20 exons. Gene Ontology annotation, biological process: homophilic cell-cell adhesion. The coding region runs from base 150 to 2870 and encodes 906 amino acids. Lineage: Eukaryota; Metazoa; Mollusca; Bivalvia; Ostreida; Ostreidae. The record is from RefSeq and is a predicted model, not a curated record. Gene Ontology annotation, cellular component: plasma membrane; catenin complex. Gene Ontology annotation, molecular function: cadherin binding; calcium ion binding.